AUGCGCAAUGGAAUCUUCUACAAGCCCAGCAUCAACGACCUCGAAGCGCAGAUCUUCGGGAUCGUGACGAAAUCCACUCCUCAGAAGAACACGGGCAUUCUGACAACUUGCACGAGGCGGGAGUGGGCCAUUCUGAAAAACAAGCUCGAGCAGAUUUCAUCUACUAAUGGCUCGUUACUCAAGCUGAUCCAGAACGCCGCUUUCGUUGUCAACCUCGAUCAAGCCGGUGAUGAUAGUCCAAUCGAGCAAUUUCUCCACGGUGGAAAAUUCGCGACCAACCGCUGGUUCGACUGCACCCUCCAGCUCAUCAUCAACGACGACGGCGACUUCGGGAUCUGCUACGAGCACUCCGUUUGCGAAGGAAUCCCAGUCGUCCAGCUCGCCGCAGAAAUCAAACGAGCAAUCAUCCAAAACCCAACGAAAGAAAAGUACUACUACGGCAACUCUCCCCUCGAACCCCUCUCCUUCCGAACGUCCCACGAGCUGGACUUGCUGGUCUCUCGUCAAAUAGAAAAUCACCGGGUUCAACAAGAACGGCUCGAUUUAAACGUCUUCAAGUUCGAAAAGUUCGGCAAAACAUUUAUCAAGAAGCAGAACAUGUCCCCCGAUGCCUUUUUACAAGUAGCCUUGCAGUGCGCUUAUCAUCGAAUCUACUGUCGUCUUCCUUGCUCCUACGAGUCCGGGUCGAUCAGAAGGUUUCGAGAUGGACGGGUAGAUAACAUUCGAGCGUCGACGAUUCCCGCCCUCCAGCUUUGUCGGCACCUGAGCGAGUUUUACUCCAGAGGCGAUUGUAAAUCAUCCCUGAGUACUAACUCGAUGGACUAUCUUCGCAAAGCAGUGAGGUUUCAAACCAGCAUUACUCAGCAAGCAAUCACUGGCAAGGGACUGGACAAUCAUCUGCUCGCCCUUCUGAACACGCUGAAAGAAGUCUCGCUGCCGAUUCCGGAGUUGUUCACCGACAAUUCGUUCAAAACAUUCAACCACUUUGAACUCUCAACGUCUCAAAUCCCGACCAUUUCGAGGGACAUCUACAUGUGCUACGGACCAGUCGUCCCCGACGGAUACGGCUGCUCGUACAAUCCGCAAAAGGACUGCAUUGUUUUCUGCAUUUCAUCAUAUAAAGAUUGUGACGCAACCUCGUCCGAGCGAUUCAGGAGAGCUUUGGCGGAAUCGCUCGAAACACUGAUGGAUAUUUGCAACCAAUUCAACUCCAAAAGGUCUAAUUCUGCUGACAAGGAGGACAUCCGAAAAGAUGUUUUUGGCAAAACCCCGCGACGAGUCAGAUGCAAUUCUCAAGUUGACGACCUCGACCAACUAGCGCUAGAAACGCGCCGCUCAACAUUCAAACGUGCCCAAACAGAAGACAAAUUUCGCCUUUGA
Molecule: messenger RNA, 1380 nt
Organism: Oikopleura dioica
Lineage: Eukaryota; Metazoa; Chordata; Appendicularia; Copelata; Oikopleuridae
Source: the annotation of a GenBank genome assembly